Molecule: messenger RNA, 2714 nt
Organism: Salvelinus sp. IW2-2015
Lineage: Eukaryota; Metazoa; Chordata; Actinopteri; Salmoniformes; Salmonidae
Source: RefSeq, a predicted model, not a curated record
ACGUCCUUUCUCUUCCGUGUAAACGGAAGUUAGCAAUGACCAAAAACAAUUUAUACGUUAGCUUUUUUUAUUGCUGUUAUUUAUACGUUUAUUAACACGAUGUAACUCUAAAUAUUACUAAUUAAAUUAACAGCAUCGCAUACGAAUUGAAGACAGGACUUGGUUGAUAGAUGUUAUCUAGGUAUAGUUAGCUAACAAUGGCUAACUGCAUGGUUUUUCACAAUCAAAUAGCCUCCAUUAUGGAGAUGCUAGCGAAUUCAGCCGUGGCAGAGAUCUGUAAACUCGUAGACGACGACUAUGCAGUGUUUCGUUUGGAAAUGACUCAAAGCCAGAAAGACAACAGGGGAUUGCGGAGGAAACUACAACUACUGGAAUUGAAGGUGGCACGGGAGCGCGCAGAGAGAACAUUGCGACAGCACGUCGUCGCCAGUCGUCCCAGUAGUGUCAAGAUCCUCGACCGAUACAGAGGAAUGGCAAGAGGUGAAGGACAUCUCACUGGAGGCCACAGGAGCUUUGUGAAGCCAGCGGGACACAACGUGUGGAGAGAUGACCAACCCAUAGCUAUAGAUGAGGGGAGUGGAACCUCAACCCAGCAUGUUAUUGUGAUAGAGUCUGCAAAUGCAGAUGCUGCAGGUGCUGGGGUCAAGCAGGAGAGGAAUGAAGGAGAGGACCCUAGACACAACAGAGACAUCCAGACUGGAGCAGCGGCUGGAGUGGCACCCCCUUUAGUCACGGAGGACCUUGCCAAUGCCGCUGCGCCCCAGGCCAGGACCCGACGCAGCAUCACGGAGGAGGAGGAGGGUCCAGAGGUGCUGCUGGGGAAGGAGGAGGGUUGUGAGAAGGGUCUGGGGAACCCUGAGAGGACCAUGGUCAUGGAGGACAACCAGACUACACCACCUCCUGAACCCACAGAGGAAACAGCUGAGCAACACAGGACCACACACAGUCUCACUGAGUCAGUAGACAUGGAGGAUGGGAAGCCUGAUCUGUUGCUGGUGAAAGAGGAGACGAUAGAAGACGAACCAGAGAGCAUUGAUCUGUUGAGUGGAGUAAAGAUGGGGGAGCAAGGUGGUUGGCUGGAGGCUAACAGAGGAGACUGGGUGGCCAUUUUGGAAUCCCAGACCCAGACUGGUGCAGCCAAGGGCCCAGUGAACAACAUCACAGAGCAGGCCUGGACCAGAGGUGACAUAGUGGAGGUCAGGGGAUGGGACAGCAUCCUCAACUCUGGGCUGGGGAAUAACACUGUUAACUACAACCAGAAACAGACAGUCGAACCCAAAACACCAUCUGAACAUAAUCUCCAUGACAACAGACUGGCUGAGACCAGGGCGAGGCGUAGAUUUGGUCUGCGGGGACAGGAAAGUGAACAUAUGCGGCGGGAGAGUACAGACUUGGCUUACGAUGCUCCGUCCUGCUCCUAUAAUUGUGAUUCAGAGACAUUGGUGGCGCCUCAGGUUAACCCCCUAACAGGUGCUUCCUUCAGUCUGCCUUCUAUAGGAUCUAUCAACUGUAAUAUGGACCCUGCGAUGACACUCCCUGGCCUUCGUUCUCCUCACACUCACCUUAUGUUAAACCAGACCUCAGACAGUGCCAGUGCCUCAUCACUAAAUAGCUACACAAGCCCAUUGACAAAUGACAGUAGUGGAGACAGAAUCAGUAAAGGUGGUGGCGUCAAAGAGAAGCGCUUCCCGUGUUCGUUUUCUGGGAAAGCCUUCAGUUUUCCCCAACAGGUGGAGAUUCACCAGAGGGUGCACACGGGGGAGAAACAAUUCAGCUGCCACCUGUGCCGGGCCAGUUUCUCUCACUCCUUCAGCCUGAAGAGGCACCUGAGAGUCCACACAGGGGUGAAACCCUUCAGCUGUACCCAGUGUCACAUGCGCUUCGCCCAGGCUGGUCACCUGAAGAGGCACCAGAGGGUCCACACAGGGGAGAAACCCUACAGCUGCCCCCAGUGUGAGAAGAGGUUCUCCCGCCAGGACCAGCUGAAGAUGCACCUGAAGGUCCACACGGGAGAGAGGCCAUUCGCCAGUACGCACUGCGGGAAGAGGUUAUCAGAGAGGAGCAACCUCAGGAUGCACCAGCAGAAAAAACAUUCCACUCUAACAUAAAAAGUAACCAUUCCCCUGGAUAGCUUCUGACAUUUAGAUCAAGCCCAGCAUUAAAGACAAAUAUACAUUUUCAUUGUUGUCAGCAGAAAAGACCCACAGAUUUCAGUGUUGAAUAUUCCUGGAUAGAAUAUUUCAUCCAGACAUUGUGUGACAUAUAUGACUUAAGUCUAAAAAGUAUGUUAUAUAUUGAGAGUUUAGGACUAUAAGGUUCUAUCUGCAAAAAGAUGGUUCUGAGAUAAUUGGCUUUACAUUUCUGAACCCUCAUUGGUUUGAAUGGUGUCAUCUAUUUUUAUCUUGUAUUCUUUUUAACUAAACAACAUGAAUUGGGUUAUUAAGAGUACUAAAUAGGUAGAGAACAUUGAACAGAACAAUGCUAUAUCAAUAACACCAUUUUUAAGAAACAUUCAGAUCGAACCAAAGCUUGCGAUUUUGUUUGUAUCAGGGGCAAAUCUGGUGCUUUUAGAUAGAAUGCAAGCUAUAUUAGAUCAAAUCCAGACAGGAACUUUUUUUAGGGCAGGUGACCCACAUUACAAUUUCGAUAAGAUUGACAGACAUAGUAAUAAAAAGGCAAAUUUAGGGAGCCUCCAAAGAGGCUGGAAUAUCAAA